UUUGUAUGCAUCAUUGUAAAUGUUGCCUCUAAAUGAGGUAAAACCAAAGUAAACUACACUCAGCUAGUGAAAAUGCACGCUGACUAUGCUGAGAAAGGUUUACACAUCCUGGGCUUCCCAUGCAACCACUUUGGAGGACAGGAGCCAGGUGCUGAAGCAGACAUUAAGAAGUUUGCUAAAGGUUACAAUGUUGAAUUCGACCUCUUCAGUAAGAUCAACGUUAAUGGCAGUGACGCUCAUCCUCUGUGGAAGUGGAUGAAGGCUCAGCCCAAAGGCGGAGGACUCUUUCUCAAUGCCAUCAAAUGGAACUUCACAAAGUUUCUCAUAGAUCGAGAAGGUCAAGUGGUGAAGAGAUAUGGUCCAACAGACGAUCCCGUUGUGGUGGAGAAGGACCUGCCAAAGUACCUGUAACCGUCCUAUAAAUGUUAGUGUGACUCCUGGCCUCUCUCAUGGACUUCAGGGUAUUUGUGUGUGUGCCUGGACCAGUGACGGCCUGUCCGUAAACCCAGCUUUGGGAAGGACAUGGCCUGAUGAUCCUCAGCGUGCAACUAAACUCCAGAGCCCACCCCAAAUCUCUGAAUGACCAUGUGAGAGCACAGUCAGACUUACACAACGGAACAACCCUCCCACUCCGUGAUUCACACUGAAAACAGCCAUUCCUUUUUCUUAGUCAUCAUGAUCUUAACUGACUCGUUUCUUUGUGCAUCAGUGUUUAUUUCCAUGUACCUUGUUCUGUUUCGCUCAGAUUUCUGUCAAGCUACUGAUUUCAAUUAUUUGAACAGCAGG
Messenger RNA from Salarias fasciatus (jewelled blenny), 786 nucleotides. RefSeq names its product phospholipid hydroperoxide glutathione peroxidase-like. Gene Ontology annotation, biological process: response to oxidative stress. NCBI's taxonomy places the organism in Eukaryota, Metazoa, Chordata, Actinopteri, Blenniiformes, Blenniidae. Gene Ontology annotation, cellular component: mitochondrion; nucleus. The record is from RefSeq and is a predicted model, not a curated record. Bases 73 to 411 code for a protein of 112 amino acids. The transcript has 5 exons. Gene Ontology annotation, molecular function: glutathione peroxidase activity; phospholipid-hydroperoxide glutathione peroxidase activity.